AUGGAAACUGGAGAGGUGAAGAGUAAAUCUCCAGAUACAGAUGAACAGCCACCCAUAAGAUCAGUGUUUUCUUUGAAGAACAAGAAACGCACAAGAGAAAUUGAAAAUAUUGAAGAAUGUUUCAUCUUAGAUUUUAAUCCUUGUGAAUCUUUGAAGCGACCUUUUUCACCUUCUCAGUUUGCAGAUCAAGAGAAUGAUGCACCUGAUAUCACAGUCAUUGCUGAACACGGCAAGUGUCACUGUUAUGUUUGUGAUGUAGCUGCUCCUUGCGCUCAAUGGUCGGACCACUGUCAUGCAGAUCAUUCACGUUUUGGUCAUUGGAGGUCUCUUCGGAGGACAAGAAGGGGACAAGAUUCAGACUCAGAUUCGGGCUCGGAUUAUUUUUAUUGA
Molecule: messenger RNA, 390 nt
Organism: Beta vulgaris subsp. vulgaris (sugar beet)
Lineage: Eukaryota; Viridiplantae; Streptophyta; Magnoliopsida; Caryophyllales; Amaranthaceae
Exons: 2
Coding region: 1-390 (129 amino acids)
Source: RefSeq, a predicted model, not a curated record